AUGGCACCUCUACAGUUUCCUCCCUUGAAAAAUGACCUUUUACUGCGUGCAGCUCGCGGCGAACAAACCGAACGAGCCCCAGUAUGGAUUAUGCGACAAGCAGGGCGCCAUCUUCCAGAAUUUCUGAAAGUUCGUGAAUCGCAUGGAUUCUUCGAGAUUUGCCAGACCCCCCAGCUCGCAUGCCAAGUAACCCUCCAGCCCAUUCGCCACUACGCUUCUCUCGUAGAUGCCGCGAUCAUAUUCAGUGACAUCCUUGUCGUCCCACAAGCUAUGGGUAUGGAAGUGCUCAUGCAGCCAGGCCCUCACUUUACACAUCCAUUGUCUGUCCCGGGGGAUGUCGACAAGCUGAACAAGGUGGUGGACGUGAACAAGGAGCUCAAGUAUGUUUUCGAUGCCAUCACGCUGACGAGGAAGGAGCUCGAUGGCGAAGUGCCUCUCAUUGGAUUCUGUGGUGGUCCAUGGACACUGUUUGCAUAUAUGAUAGAGGGAGGAGGGUCGAAAUCAUACACGAAAGCAAAGUCGUGGCUCUUCAAGUACCCUGAGGAAUCGAAGGCACUACUACAGAGGAUCGCCGAUGUUUGCGUUGACUUCCUUGUUGGUCAAGUUCACGCCGGAGCCCAGCUUAUUCAAGUAUUCGACACGAACGCGGGAGAGCUAUCACCUUACGACUUCUACACAUUCGCGUUCCCUGUCCUGCAGCACAUCUCCAAGAAUGUUCGUCAGCGAUUAAACGCUGAUGGCUAUGGUGGUACCCCGAUGACACUCUUUGCUAAAAGUGCAAACUAUGCUAUUGCUCAUACGGCCGAACACGGAGGCUACGAUGUUAUAGGACUCGAUUGGUGCAUCGAUCCCGCAGAAGCAAGACGGUUGGUGGGAGACAAGGUCGCGUUACAGGGCAAUAUGGAUCCCGACCUGUUGUACGGUGGUAGAGACGCCAUCGAGGCAUACGUGAAGCGGAUGUGUGAAGCUUUUGGAGGUUCCAAAGGUUGGAUUGCAAACCUUGGACACGGUAUCACACCUGGUGCUGAUCCCAAGGACGUUCGAUGGUUCUUUGAGUGUGUCCACAAGUAUUCUGCAAGCAAAAUGUCAUGA
Messenger RNA from Desarmillaria tabescens, 1092 nucleotides. Its product is annotated as Uroporphyrinogen decarboxylase. Gene Ontology annotation, biological process: heme biosynthetic process. The record is from RefSeq and is a predicted model, not a curated record. Lineage: Eukaryota; Fungi; Basidiomycota; Agaricomycetes; Agaricales; Physalacriaceae. Gene Ontology annotation, molecular function: uroporphyrinogen decarboxylase activity. Bases 1 to 1092 code for a protein of 363 amino acids. The transcript has 4 exons. Gene Ontology annotation, cellular component: cytosol.